Molecule: messenger RNA, 1027 nt
Organism: Medioppia subpectinata
Lineage: Eukaryota; Metazoa; Arthropoda; Arachnida; Sarcoptiformes; Oppiidae
Source: the annotation of a GenBank genome assembly
UGAAAUGUUGACUAAAAGUACUCAUUAUAUCAUACGUUGACUAAACUGUGUAAACAGUGUUUGCGUUAAUCAUUGCAUAGUUUGGCUCAUGUUUACAAUGUAUUGACUACUUGUUUAUUAUAACGAGUUUUUGUCAGACAUAUACUGAAUAUAGUGUACGAAAAGAGUGUCUAAAUCACUAAUUGUAUGCAAACAAGUGAUGGACGGAAACGAUUACAAGACGUGUGUAUUGAGACUAUUGGGUGAGAAGAAGUCACAAACGGAUCAAUUGGGACACGAGUUGCGGAUCAGUCUUCUGUCGGCCGCACUCAACAGCUAUCGAUGCGAUUCAAUACUAAAGCCGUUUCCCAACCAAUACGUGACUGAAGAGGAAAAGAUGUUUGAUUUCGUGAAACGAGACUUGAAUUCAAUCCCAGCGUUAAGUGAGUUGAAUGAGGACUACCAGAUGUCAGACAACUGUUGGCAACUUCUUCAUUGGGCCAUCACUUUGGGAUCAUUUCAGCUCAUUCUCCGACCAAUUAGUUCACAACAAAUAACGAAUAUAUUGAAUGAGAAUCAGUCAUCGAUGAAGAACUUUAAGCCGACGCUUAUCUUUGAAGUGGUUUCUCAGCCCAAGAGGUCUUUCAUGGAAGCGAAAGAGCGCUUCGGAACCUUUUGGGCCUUUCAUGGGUCGGCUGUGGAGAACUUCCACUCAAUCCUUCACAACGGACUCGUCAAUUGUCUCAAUAAAAGAGCGCUUUACGGUUCGGGCACUUAUGUGAGCUCACAGUUAAGCGUUGCCAUUGAGUUCAGUCCAUUCGGCUUCGGGUGGAACAAGUCAUUGCUCGGCAAAGAGAUUAGUUGUGUGGCCGUCUGUCAAGUGCUUUGGAGUUCGCUUAUGUCUUCAAUAAUAGGAGCCCAACAAUUGGCCGCACCUGCGAUCACCAUCCAGUAUAUGCCUGUCCUCUGCCUGCCCUCUCCCUGUCCUCUCACGACACACUUCCCGCCACUUCUCUCCACUUCCCUCUGCUUUUCUUUCCUUCUCUAA